AUGGAAUCAUCCAAUGUUCCGUACGUUCUCGAGGAGAACUCUGCCAAACCCAAGAGGUACGUUAACUCGUACAGUAAGCCGCUCUCUUCUCUUCUUCACAGCGUUUUCCAAUCCUUUCAUAGUUUCAGGUUUUGGAUGGAACUGACCCCCAGACGUCAUGAACUCCUUUGUACGUACCUUCUGGGUCUCGGAACGCUCUUCCUCUACACCGGAUAUUCCCUCCAGCAGUUCAUCGGAGAAUCGGUCAUCCAUUCAAUCCAUCAGAAGUCCCCGGAUACCAUCUCAGCCUAUGCCGGAUACUAUGGGUUGGCACAUCCCUUCUCAAUGAAAACUCCCUAACAACAACGAUUCCAGUGCUGCAUUCCAUCUGUCGGCGUUCGCACUUUGCACGCUCAUCACGCCGUCCCUCCAGCAUUUCGUGCCGAGCAAAUGGUUCCUGACCCUUGCCUCGACGCUCUUCGCCGUCUACUACCUCGGAUUCUUCCAGCUGAACAAGUACUACUUCUACCUGACCCAAGCCCUCAUGGGAAUCGGAUAUUCCUGUGAGUGAUUCAGUGAUAAACGAGCCUUGCUCAUUCAGAUACUUUCAGUCUACAACAACGGAGAAGGUCAGUACUUGUCGGAGCACUCGUCCCGUCGGACGAUCGAGUCGAACACGGGAAUCGAGACCGCCGUCGGACACGCGAGCAUGUUCUUCGGAGGAAUUGCCCUCAUCGUCCUGUGCUUCAUUCUGCACACUCCCAACGGAAAUGGAAUCGAAUACACCGAUCUGCAGAUCAGGUACACUACACGGAGAAAGAGAAGAGACUAUCAGAAAUAUACUGUUUCAGAUUCAUCUACGGAACAAUGUUCAUCCUCAACAUCUUCUCUAUCAUCGUAUUCGCCGCUCUUCCCACCAAACAGUACGACUCCAUCGCCUCCAAGUCGUCGACUGUCGUGCCCUCUUUCGCCAACCAAAUCAGUGAGCAUUUUUUCUCCGAUUUCUAACUCUCACAUUCCGGUUCAGAGCAACUUCUCAAAGCAUUCAAAUCCAAGAAUCUUCUGAUUCUGAUGCCGUUCUUCUUCUUCCAAGGAUUCGCCGUUUCCUUCCUGAUGACAGUCUAUCCGACGACUCUCUCCUUCACCUACACAUUCAAAACCGACAUCUACAUCAUCGGAAUUUACUCCGUCUCGAUGGGUUUGGCAGAAGCCAUCGGUUAGUUUGUCUGACCUAUUUUCCGUUAGAAUCGGUACUCCGCGUGUUCUCCACGUGCUUCUUUGCAAAAAUGCAAUGAGUACCGUAUCAAAUGAACCGAAAACCGCAGAAAAGGAGAGAACGUUUUGAUUGAUCACCUUAUCAGACACUUAAUCUCUCGUUGGUGAUUAAUCAGUCUUCAAGUUCAAAAAAAGAUAAACACGGGGGAACUGGGGAGUAGACGGUCAAUUCAGACUGAUAAGUGAAACGGUUACGGUACAUUGAAGAAGACGUUAUCAACUUAGUUUCAUUUGAUCGUAGUGAUCUCGAAAGACUACCUUUCCAGGAGGCAUCUUCCUCCGUCCGUUGAUCAAGAGAGCCGGGGACUACGGACUGUACGUGACGGCCGCCACGAACUUCGUCAGCUACUCGAUCAUCAUCGUGCUCGCCGUCCUCUCCAUUCCCAAUCUAGCCACCUUCGGCCCGACCACCGCGGCGCCACUCUUCCUGACUCCAAGGUACGGCCAUUUGUUUCUCUUUUUGUCAGAAUCUGUUAUCAUUCCAUGGUGGCCCAUUUCUCAUGUGAUUGCCGUCGAAAUUGAUAGGGAGUGACUUGUUUCUUUGCUUUUCUUUCACGGCGGUUUUCCAACACAGUAGCAAGGAAAAAGAGAUCACAUGUUUGUACUACGGGUGUACGGUGGCGCUGGGAAGGAUUAAUGUGAUAAGAGGGACCGAGUGAUAAUGUUGUCAUUGUGAUUAGUCGAUUAGCGCGGUGAAAUGAACCUGGUCGAAAGUACAAAACAGAAGUCCAUUUUGGAUAUCAGAUAAAAGAGAUUUUCUAUGAGGGACCGUGUAGGAUUCAAUCUGAAAACUCGCACGCCUCUGAUUUCAGUCGCUACCUGGUCUUCAUCAUCGGAUUCCUCAUCGGCUUCUCCGACUUUUGCGUCACAAUGGCCCGUGCGGUGAUCUGCCAAGUAGCGGUCCCUGACUGCCGAAUGCAGGUCUUCUCGCUCUCUAAACUCUACCAGGUUCGUCCUUCAUCCUAAUCCUCAAUCCUAAUCCCCAUUCUGAUUUCAGAGCGGCUCCUCGGUGGUUGUGCUCCUGCUCACCCCGUACAUGACCAUCUACACGUGGCUCUGCGUGCUCACCGUCUUCCUCUUCCUCGGCACCACCGGAUUCGUGAUCGUCGCGCGACGGACCGCCGCCGAUCGACAGAAGAACUCUGUGGCGCAUCCAUCGCAAGCCCAGUUGGCCGACAAGAUCUGA
Molecule: messenger RNA, 2440 nt
Organism: Caenorhabditis sp. 36 PRJEB53466
Lineage: Eukaryota; Metazoa; Nematoda; Chromadorea; Rhabditida; Rhabditidae
Source: the annotation of a GenBank genome assembly